AUGUUAAGAAAACAUGAAGGAGGUGGACAUGAUACAGAGACUCCUUCUCUGCUCUCUCUUCAGCUAGAAGGAGCAUAUGGACAGGCGAUGUUGGUUGGAUCUGAGUUUUCAAGAGAAGACACGCUGUCACCUCAUAUAUCAGGGUCCACAGGUUUAGUCGGAGAAAGUACAGAUACUCUGAUCAAUCUACAGGAUGUGCCCUCCGAUUUAACUCCCUCCGAUUUAACUCCCUCCGAUCUAGCUUCCUCUGACAUUUUAGCCUCCGAUAAUCCUGCCUCCGACCAAGCUAGAAAUGAGAAUCCUGAACCAAGAUCAGAACUUCUUUUUCCUGAACUCAUGAAGAAUGAUAAGGAUGAGAGGAUAAAAAUGGUUCUCACUCGUCGAGCAACAGUGGAAGAGCAACCAGAACUUUCUCAACAAGAAGAAACUGUUCAAAUGUUUGAAACUAUGUAUGGAUCAGUUUAUGAGGGAGGUGUUCUUAAUGAGAUAAAAAUAGCUGAGGUUGUGGAGAUCCUUGGAGAACAGAUUGAAGAGAGUACAGGAUUUCAGGUAGAGGAUUCAACUAUAACAGCUGACCUGGUUGAUGUUGGUUGUGAUGCUGAAGUAGCUGAGUUGACCUGUAGGGAUAGAGAAAUACAGUCAUACCUGCCUAGUAUACAACCUCCUUGGAGAACUCAGACUGAAGGACGGGAUUUUAAACUUGUGGUUCAGGAUUGUGGGGAUCAGAAACCAGAGUUAAAGUGGGAUAAAGGUAGAACUGAUACCUGGAGCAAGGAUGAAGAGAGCACCUGGAGUCCAGAUAAAGUUACCCCCUGGAGCUACCAGGAACCGGAGGAAACCUGGAUUAGAUCUAAGUUCCUGGUUGAGCGGGUUCCUGGCAAGGAUUCUGUAUCAACAAACCCUGAUUAUACUUUAAACCAUCCAGACCUAACACAGGGGUCUCUUCAUCUGCCGGCUGAACUAUGGGCGGAUACAGAUAGUUCAUCGCCGGAAAUUUGGCAAAAAAUGGCGGUCCAGACUGUUGCAGACAAAUUUAGUGCGGAACUUUGGCAAGAGAUGGCAGUGCAGUCGCCGGAGAAUACUAUCUACUCCGCUAGCACUAAUAAGAAGAAGGAUAGAACCAAUAUUAUGCAGAUAAAUUGGAAUCAGACAAAAGACGACAUUAGGAGUGAUCUAGAACAGAAAUGUUUAUCUAAGGCGGCCACGUUUCCCCGGUUACAGCGACGAGCAGAUAAAUCUGAGUUCUUCUUUGAACAGGAGGGAACAGAAUCAGAUUAUGAAACUUUAAGAACUUCAGGUGCAGAAGAUACAGAUCUAGAAGAUGAAGAUACGAGUCGUACUAUUCAGGAGGCUAUCCAGCACCAGGCACAUCAACGAUUACCUUCACAGGAGGGAAUAUUCCAAAUUAACAAUGAACAGAUUCAUAUCCAUCCGCAAUCUUUUCAGAUAGGGAAUAAAGAUAAAGGAUGCAAGUUACCCGAGGGUUUUGUAACUCCUGUUCGAAUACCAUCAAAUAGGAGUAUUCCUCAUGAUAAAGAACGACACUCCCGAAUAUCCCGGGGACGAAAUCAGCUCCGAGGUCCCUUCGGAGAACUCCUGAUGGAGGAGAUGGCUAAAUCAGGAUCCAGAUCCAGCCCUUCUAAAUCCUCCCCUUCCUCUUCUCUCCUUCCUUCAUCUCCUACCUUCCCCCUUCUCCCCUCCUCCUCUCCUAUCCCUUCCCCGGGCACCUACCAGUCUUCUAUUAUUUCAUCCCUUCUAGCUCCACUUCACAAUUAUAAUAAUUCUGAUUGUAUUGAACCGGUGAAAACUGGAAUUUCAAAACCGAGAUUCUUCCUGAACAGAUCUGAGAGCCUGGAUCCACAAACACAACCUUCUCACUUCAACAUCAAUCCUACACUACAAUCCUCAUCUUCAUCAGCAUCCUCAAUACAGUCCUUUCAAACUAGCAUUUCUAAACAGGUAUCUAGUCCAUCCCGGAUUGAAUUCCAGGUGCUGGGAGACGCAUAUAGGGGAAAUAUUCCCCAGUUUCUGGGUGCUGGGGAAAAUGUUCAAGAAAACCGGGGAAUUUUAGGGGAAGGGGCUCGAGGAGGGUUGUCUUCUGUACUGAGGAGAACUUCAGAAAUUAUUGGUGCCCAGGUGGGGGCAGGAGGGGGUCAAGAAACACUUAUCAGGGGGGAGAAAGGUGGUUCUGCUUUCAGGAUUAUCAAGAAACGAAUACAGUUCAAUUAUACGCCUCUCGCUCAACAUUUGAUCGAUACACACACGGAGUUCUUUAUCAUCGAUGAUCUUCCAAAGGGUUAA
Molecule: messenger RNA, 2301 nt
Organism: Eurytemora carolleeae
Lineage: Eukaryota; Metazoa; Arthropoda; Copepoda; Calanoida; Temoridae
Exons: 19
Coding region: 1-2301 (766 amino acids)
Source: RefSeq, a predicted model, not a curated record